Molecule: messenger RNA, 378 nt
Organism: Echinococcus granulosus
Lineage: Eukaryota; Metazoa; Platyhelminthes; Cestoda; Cyclophyllidea; Taeniidae
Product: Lon protease
Exons: 5
Coding region: 1-378 (125 amino acids)
Source: RefSeq, a predicted model, not a curated record
AUGGAAUUAAACCAGCCACACAGUGGUGGGUUUCUGAAGGAGAACCCGUCCGACGCUUCCGAUGUGGCCCACAGUCUGGACGAACUGCAUCGGGUUGGGCCAUUCCCCCAAAUACCGGAGUGGAAUGAUAUGUAUGAGAAGAUUGUCACGCUCGUGGUCGGCCACCGCAGGAUCCACAUCGAGAAAGCGGUUUCUGGCAUUCGGGCUGAUGUUAAUGGUGACUCAAUGUUAGUUGAUGGAAAACUAAGUGGACUGGUGUGGUUGUUGCCCACUUUCCUUGUCACCAGCUUAGGCCGACUGUCGAAUGUGUUGAUGACUGGUCGGCUAAUAUUGGGAGUUUGCCGCGUUCCCGUGGCCGCACUGCUUCAUAUUGCCUAA